Neoarius graeffei (lesser salmon catfish) is the source of this 1345-nucleotide messenger RNA. RefSeq lists its product as uncharacterized. NCBI's taxonomy places the organism in Eukaryota, Metazoa, Chordata, Actinopteri, Siluriformes, Ariidae. Gene Ontology annotation, cellular component: extracellular region. The transcript has 5 exons. The coding region runs from base 618 to 995 and encodes 125 amino acids. Gene Ontology annotation, molecular function: chemokine activity. Gene Ontology annotation, biological process: immune response. The record is from RefSeq and is a predicted model, not a curated record.
CUGUGACAGUAUCAAAUCAAGAUCAAAAAUCCUCUCCAUUUCACCGUUCAGAGGGAAAAAAAAUACUAGCACUGAAGUCAGCAACAGCCCUGCGAUGAGCCGGCGACUUGUCCAGGGUGUACCCCACCUCUCGCCCAUAGUCAGCCGGGAUAGGCUCCAGCUUGCCCGCAACCCUGCACAGGAUAAGCGGCUACAGAUGAUGGAUGGAUAAAGAGGUAGAGACUUAAAUCCAUCCAUCCAUCACUGCUUAUGUUACAUUUUCUAUAAUAUAAAAGCCUUCUUUUAUAUUAUACAGCCACUCAUUUUUAAAACCACAUUUAAGUAGAUUUGUUGAUUAAUUCUUAUGAAUAAUUGAUGAUUAGAAAUGCAAACAAUGAAUAUUUGAAUUUAGAUGUGAUUCACUAAUUCAUAUUUUCUCAGGACCUAGUCGUAGACCUCUUUGAAACAGACAUGCCAUUGUUCCAUUUUUCAAGGCUGCCUGUAAAAAUCCCAUUUCUUAUAAGUCCCUGUACUUUAGCUGAACAGUGAAUGAGUUUCCAGGGAGUGGCAAAAGUACUGGGAAAUCCCAUUCACAGGCUUUAUAAACAGCCCAGGGCAAAACCACUGGCAGUGUCACAAUGAAGUCCACACUACACACUUUCCCUGCUUUUCUGGUUCUGGGAAUCUGCAUCCACUUCACAGUUCAAAGGGCAGAAAGUCAGUAUGUUCCGAACCGCUGUGCCUGUCUAAAAUCCAGGAAUGGAGUACUGGGACCGUUUUCAGAUUUCACGCUCACCUUAAAAAGAUCUGGCUGUAUGAGAGACGAGAUCAUAGUGAUACUGAAGAAGGACAACCGAAAGGUGUGUCUAAGUCCUCAUGGACCUCAAGGCAAAAGACUGCUGAAAUGCUGGCACAGAAAACAGCAUGAAGGCAAAAAUGGGAAGAGAUGCAUGGGAAGACUCAGACCACGGCUACAUAAAAAGCAGUAUACCAAAUCCAAGAUGAUCCAAAGAUAAUCAGCGCAGCAUGAUGGCAGCUAAUGCAGUCCCAUAAACACACUACUCUAAAUUGUCCAAAUACUUCAGUUGAAUUCAACAGCUUUUAUCGUUUUACAAGCUAUUUGUAGCAAUGUGAAUGUUUACAACCUUUAUAUUCAGGGCUGGACCCAGUUAUAACUAGUUAAAAUACAGCGAAGAGGACAUGUUUCAAACACAUACCAUUAUUGCCAGUUUUAGUGGGGUUUAGGAGAGAAGUGGAAUGUAUUUUGCACACUGUUUGUACAGACUUUUUUUUUUAAAUCAAAUUGUUACAUAUAUGUAUAUAUUUUUUUGUUUUACUAAGCUUUAUAAUAAAAAAAUAAACAACA